UAGGUCCACCCAUCAGUGUAGGCGCGGCUCCGUCAGCAACGGAUGGACUAUCAAGCGAGAAGACCAUCAACAAUCCACACCGCUUGAAUGUUGACUUUACAUGUCACUCUGGUUUCUCUUUAUUUACGUACAAGUCGCAAGACAGCAUAAGAAGCAUUUUACGUACAGGCUACCGCUGUCCGGGACAGAAGACGAGCAAGAUAAUUUAUUGAGACGACUGUUACGUUUCAUCUGUGAUCCGUCCUUCCCUGAGGCAGCGCUGUCUGUGUGUAUGGAUAGACAUGGCUUUGCUGUUCACUGGGCCUGUUACAAGUUCACCAAUAAAGAGAAGGAGAGAACCAACACAACCUGAUGAGUCAUGUCAAAGCUUGGGCCUGUCCCUCCUGUCUUCCCCAGACGACUCCUACCACUGUUACUGUGUGAAUCCUGUGACAGGCUCUCCAAGCUCCUGCCGCCGGAGCCCACGCCUUCUCAACAACGGCUACUACGUCCUGACCGAGGACAGCUAUGCCUGGGAUGACGAGGGCAACGUCUCCCUCACCCCAUCCAAAAUUAAACUGUCCUACAAAGAGAACCUAGUCAGAAUCUUCCGGCGCAGGCGGAAAGCCCGCAGGUCUCUGGCUAGUAUGUUAAGUGACAUGACUGAGACGUGUCACACAUGGCUGGAUGAGAACGUGUUUGGAGUGGUACGUCACCUUCCCCUUGCAGAGUCCUCCUGGCUGGAGCUGAGCACCGCCGAUAUGGACACCAGCUGCACUUUCACUUAUGAUGACAGUGAGGUAAUUUCUCCGCCCGAGAAGUUGUCCCAUGAACCUCAGUUGUUGUCUCACGAACCCAUGCUACAGGAGGAAAUCGUCACGGAGACCUGUGUGUCCCAAGUGCAUUUUGGCCAAUCCCAAAGUGGCCUCCUGGAUGUCCCACCCCCCUCAGCCUUCCUCUCCAAUACCCACUGCCUGCCUAAACCCCAGCCGCCAGACUCCACCAUGGUGAAAGCCCUAUUCCUCAUCAUUCUUGCGGUCUUUGUCUCCUCUGCUGUAUUAUCAAGGUGCUUGCUGUGGGGACUGACAAUGGCAUUCACAACAUUUAUAUUGAUUAUGACCUCUCUGUUCCUUACGAAGUCUGGACCCAUGAGUAAGUGGAGAAAAGCAAAGACGGAGGACAUUACAUCAAGAAAUGAGUAGAUAAAAGCUGUGCAGACUGACACACACACACACUCUCACACACACAGACUCAAGUUUCACUCAUUUUGAAGUCGUUUUUUAAAGCAAUGAAAAUGAAGACAUUUUAAAGUGUGAAAGUGGAUUCAUACAUUUAGACAAACAGAUGACGUGCAUGACAUGCAUUUGAAAAAAUGUCACCCAGAAUCCUGAACACAAAGAUUAAUAAGAAAUAUUAUUGUGCAUUAUGCAGACAUUUCAAUGUAAUGAAUUACCUGUAUUUUUCCUGAUCUUGGCUUUUUUGGGGCUGUCCAACUUGACUUAUUUUCUACAGCUUCCAGUAUUUUGAAUGAAUAACAAAGCUAUUAAAGUAGCAGUCUUUCAGUCGGAGACAGGUUUUUCUCACCAAAAUGAUGGCUGCAACUUUAAUUUGCCAUUAACCAAAUGGACAACAUAGUUUUGUUGUUUUUAAACACGAACUACCUGGAAGUUAUUUAUAACUAUUUAAUUAAGGUGCAUUUUUUUCUCCUGAGGAAAAACAACCAUUUAAGUGCCUUCUUUAGUUUAUAUAAGAGCAACCUAGUGCCUGCUUAACAAAACAGGGCCGCACAUCAGCAGAGAAAGGAGACUGCAGAAUCCUUAAAAUGCAAUAAACUAUAAUUAAAACACAAGUUGUGUGAUGAACAACGCUGCUGGAAGAUAUGGCCGCAGUGGGAAGAUGCCUAUAUGCUCAUUGUAGUGCUGACAUUAAAAUGAAAAACUUUCCUUAGGAAGUAUAUGGGUAGGUAAUUUUCAGUGGUCACAUUAUUAGCGGCCUCUUGUGGUUAACCAUGAGCACUUAUCAGUGGAUAGAAGAAUAGUAUUAUAUGAUUAUAUUUAAAUUACUGCAGCUAAGGUCUAAACAAAAAUGAACCCCUCCCUUUCACACAGAAAUUGCACAAUGUUAAGUAUAUAAUGGCAUUGAAGUGUUGUUUUUUGUCAAACCAGAAGGAAAAUGUAGUUUCCAUCAGGAAAAGGAACGAGGCACAGCCCGUAGCUAAAUAGAUGAUUACGUACUGUACAGCUUCUUGAAGUUUUUACUUCAUAAAGUUGAAAUGAGUGUCAUGUUUGGACCUCAAACUAUGCCAAGCUUUUUAGAAUUCAAAGAAAAUAAAAGGUGAAUUGUGCUUUAGUCACUGUACAAUUCAACUCUGUGUUACUUUAUAUAGAUUGAUGUUGGUGUUGUAAUGUUUUUUAUCGUCUCAUACUGCUUGUAUUAUUGCUGUAUUUUUGCACACCAAGUGCCAAAUCUGAACCAUUAUUCCAAAUGAGACAAUUCUCAGACCAGAAAGUGUUAAAUCUGCAAUAGUUCAUCAAAUGUGUUAUGUUCUUAGAAAUCAACUAUUGCUAGUUGUUGGUAUACGUUUGAUAUUAAAAAAGGUAAUGUACUUAUAAUAUGCUAUGUAAAACAACAUGGCCAUUAUCAUUCAUUUAUUCAUCAUUUUUAUUUGCAUUUAAUGACAUGUACUGAGUGUACUUUACCAGAAUUGACAUUUGUUUGUUCACUCACAAUCCUUUUAUAUAAACCAGUUUGACAUUUGUAACUUUUUUUACAAUCAUUAAUUGCUUUGAUUUACUCAACUAGUUUCCGCAUUUUUAAAUGGUUUGGUACUUGCGGUACGCAUGCUCCUUUUGCACUCACUUUUUCGACUUUGAUUUUUAACAAAGAUGCAAUUUUAAUCAGACUGUUGCACAGUAUGUGUUUAUAUUCUUUAGGUAAAUAAGCUAUAUUGCAAGCACUGUAAAAUGUAAACAUAUCUACUAACAGAUUUGUUAAAGUUUAAUAAAUCCAUCUGGCUUGUACAACUUAAUUAUCCUCCAUAAGAGGAAAUAUUUUUAUAAUGAUUCAAGUAUGUAAGCUUACUUGGAAGAUUCUGUAUUUACAGUGCAUAUUCAGGAUCUAUUGAAAUAUUACUGUUUAUAGUAAGCCUUUAACAUGUCCCUGUAUAUCUUCAUUUAAAUAAAAAAAUGUAGCACUCUGA
This is a messenger RNA of Esox lucius (northern pike), 3178 nucleotides long. RefSeq names its product transmembrane protein 71 (gene tmem71). The record is from RefSeq and is a predicted model, not a curated record. Lineage: Eukaryota; Metazoa; Chordata; Actinopteri; Esociformes; Esocidae. The transcript is spliced from 10 exons. Bases 282 to 1181 code for a protein of 299 amino acids.